Molecule: messenger RNA, 2349 nt
Organism: Cryptosporidium muris RN66
Lineage: Eukaryota; Apicomplexa; Conoidasida; Eucoccidiorida; Cryptosporidiidae
Exons: 1
Coding region: 1-2349 (782 amino acids)
Source: RefSeq, a predicted model, not a curated record
AUGAGGGAAUCGAUUACAAAUAUAAUGGGUAAUUUUGGAAAGUCUAUAGGAUUAAGCUCUCCAAUAGUGAAAAAUAAUGAAAUAUCUCCAAAAUAUCUAAAUUCUAGUAUAUCUAAGACAAUACUUGACAAUAAUUUGUAUGAAAAAUCCCCUACUAGACCACAAUAUCUUCCUCCUCCCUUACCAUACAAUAGAAAAGAUAAAUUAAAUAAUUUAAAUGCUGUAGAUAACUUAAUUCCUUCACCAUUUAAAGGAAGUUUUGGUCUAAUUGAGAAAUCAACUAUAGAAUCUAAUGGAAAUAAUUUGAAAAUGUUAAGAAGUUCAUCAUUUAUACGUUCUGAACCAUUUAUAAAUAAUUCAGGGAAUUUGAUAAAAUAUAAUAAUAAGAUAAAUAGUUGUGAAGAUACUUUGGAUAUGAAUAUUAAAGAAUCAAUAGAUAAUAAUACUUCUCAAACAGCUUCUGUAGUUAGAGUUAAAACAAUUGGAAAUACUGGAGAUUUAUAUACUGAUAAUUUAUUAUCUAAUUCGGUAUUUAGUAUGAAUAUAACACCAAAGCAUAAUUUAGAUAGAUCAAGUUCUGUAUUUACUCCAUUAUCAAAUCGCAAUAAACCAUUUUUAUUAAAUACAACUCCAAGUAAAACAAAAUCAGUAAUACAUGAAGAAAUGAGUUCAACACCUAUAUUGAGUGAUAGAUAUGAUAUGAGUGAGACAUCAGAAAUAUUAAGAAGACGUUUAAAUGAAAAGAAUCAGGAGAUACACUUUUUACGACGUACAAUAAAUGAUUUGGAAUUAAAUAUAAGUAAUAAUACAAAUAAACAGAAAUUAUUAAGUGAUAAUGAUAUAUUGAUAAAUAAAAGAAUAAAAGAUUUAAAUUUAGAGAGACAAGAAUAUUUUGAUAAAUGUAUAUUAUUACAAGAAGAAUUAAGAGUAUUAAGAGAGGAAUUUUUGAAUUUACAAAAAGAAAAUAAAUGUUUAGCUGGAAAUUAUGAAUUAAAGAUUUAUGAGAUUAACAAACUUAAUGAAGAAUUAUUGUUAACAAAAAAGUUGAAUAAAAAUGAUAUUAUUGAGAAAUAUUUAGAUCCUUUAAAAUAUAAGAUAACGAAUUUGUUAUUAAAUAUUGGUGGCGAGAAAGGAAGGUUAAUUUGUGAGAAUAAUGAAGAUAAUAAAAUAGAUAUGUCUAUAAUGGAUGAUUCAACUCAAUUAGAUCCAGAUAUUGCGAGUAUUAUAGAAAGUAUAAAUUCAUGUGUAGAUUCUUUUGAAAUAAUUAUAAAUGAGAAAUUAUCUGAGAAAGAGAAGAUUGAAAUGAAAUUACAUGAUGAAAUUAGAUAUUUAAAUAAUGAGAUAGAGAAUUUAAAACUUCAAAUAAUAAAAUGUGGAGAAAGUUAUAGAGAUAAGAAAGAUAAUAAAGAAGAUUUAAAUAUAAAACAUAGUUUGGAUAAAUAUAAUAAAGUGAAGAAAUUAAUGAGAAGUAAUAAAGAAAAUAAAGAUUUAAGUAAAUGCCGGAAAUUAUUAAAUAGAGGAAAUAAUAGAGAUAUUGAUAUAACAACCCCUUUAAGUAUUUCUUCUCCACAAAGAAAUUGUGUAUUUGGAUUAAGUAGUUUAGCAAAAUCAUUAUUAGGAUAUGCAAUAUCUACAAAUAAUAAUUUUAAUAAUUUAAAUUCAAAUAUAGAAAAGUACAAUUCUAAUAUACAGAUGCAUGAUAAAAGUGAAGAUAGUAGUAAUAACGAUGAUGAUGAUAAUGAUAAUGAAGAUAGUGAAGAUGAUGAUGAUAAUAAUAAAGAUGAUAAUAAAGAUGAUAAUAAAGAUGAUAAUAAAGAUAACGAGAAUAUAAGUAAGGAUAGUCCCUUUAAAGAACUUAGAAGAAGUAGUAGAUUAAAAAAAAUAGUUAAUAAAUCAGAGGAUUUAAAGGGAAGUCUUACUAAUUUGAAAGACAAUAAAGAAUUAACAAGAGAAUCUUUAAAGAUUGUUACUAGAAAAAAAGUAGAUAAUGAAAAUUUAUUAGUUAGAUCAACUAAGAAGCUAUCUAAGUUGGAAUCACAAGUGAAUAAAGAUACAAAAAUGAAGAAAAGUUCAAGUAUAGAUAAGAUGAAUACAAAGGUAUUAGAAAAUAAGAAGUCUCCACUUGAAAUUAAUAAAAAAGAUUCGGAAUUAUCUAAAUUAGAAACAUCUAAAAUUAUUAUAAAAGCAAAAUCUAAGAAGAAACAAACAUCAGGAAAAUCUUUAGAUAUUGAUAAUAAAUCCUCUAGUAAUAUAAAGAAUAGCAAUAAAACUAAAGAUCAAUCAAAUAAUCAAAAUAUUAAUUCCGAAGUUUUAAAUAAAAGAACAACUAGAAGUAAUAAAAAAAAGUGA